AUGGAUAGAUCAAGUCAUUUACUUUAUAAUCCCUUGGAUAAUUUGGAGAUAUGUAAGAAAUGGUUGAAUAUAACAGAAUCACUUGAGAAGUCCUUGAUAAAUACUCCAACACAUAAUAAUAUUAUUAAGUCAAUCAAUAAAUUCGUAAAUUCUAAUAAUAUUUCAGAAGAUAUAUUGAAUAGUAACUUUAAUAAUAAUCCAAAAUUGAGUGGUAUAGCUACUAAAAUAAUUAGAUUAGAUAAGAAGAAAAUAGAAAAAUCUGAUUGUGAAACAUCUAAAAAAAAUAAAAAAGCAAUGAAAUAUAGUAACUUAUCUGAUAUUAUUGAUGAUAUUCGAGUCAAUAAUUUAUCUUAUAAACAUUUUAUCUUUUUAAAUGAACUUUGGAAAGAAUAUAUAAAUAAUAUUAUAUCAAUAAAUUCUGAAAAUAUAACAAAAUUAUCCCAAAUUUGUAAUUAUAUAACCCAAUGUGAUUUUCAUGGAGCUUUAUUAGAAAUUAUUAGAAGUAAUAAUAAGGGAUAUAUUAAUUUGAAGGGUAUUAUAAUAAAGGAAACCCAAGAAACAUUUGUAAUUAUUUCUAAAGAUAAUAAAGUUCGUACCUUAAUAAAAUCUGGUUGUACUUUUAUGAUACAUUUGGAUAAUUAUAAAAUAUUGUUAUUUGGUACCCAAUUUUGUUAUCAUCCAGCGGAAAGAAUAAAACAUAAAUUUAGACAUAAAGCCUCUAUUAAUGCUAUUUAA
Molecule: messenger RNA, 735 nt
Organism: Cryptosporidium muris RN66
Lineage: Eukaryota; Apicomplexa; Conoidasida; Eucoccidiorida; Cryptosporidiidae
Product: ribonuclease P protein subunit, putative
Exons: 1
Coding region: 1-735 (244 amino acids)
Biological process (GO): rRNA processing; tRNA 5'-leader removal
Cellular component (GO): ribonuclease MRP complex; ribonuclease P complex
Molecular function (GO): ribonuclease P RNA binding
Source: RefSeq, a predicted model, not a curated record